AGACUGGUGCCUAAAUCCGUUUCGUGAAAAUUCAGCGUAGCUGCGUCAGGCAGUUGAAACAUCACAAGGCCGUGUCCGAGUCACUUGGCUACGGCCGGAAUGUACAUACAACUCAACGGGAACUGGCCGCAGCCACUUCCUUAGGCUCGUGCGUAAUUUCCAGCCGUAACUUCGGCUUUUUUAGUCGGUCAUGUACGCGCUGGGAACUCACGUACACUCAUGUCACUUGUUUCAACGUCUGACGUUCUUUGUAAAGCCUAGUUCAUGCAGUUCGUGUACAGUUUCCCCACCUUGCGCUGAAAAGAAUAUCAUUAAAGUUGUCGAUAAUGCCACCUCCUCAAAAAGACAGGUGUAUUGCCGUUAUGGGCUUCAGAUCCGUUGGGAAGUCAUCAUUGACCAUACAGUUUGUGGAGAACCAGUUUGUGGAUGCUUACGACCCAACCAUUGAAAACACUUUUGAAAAAAUGAUCAAACUUGGCAAUCAAGAGUACAAACUGAAGAUCGUGGACACAGCAGGCCAGGAUGAGUAUUCCAUCUUCCCACAGUCCCUCACCUUCACGAUACAUGGUUACGUCCUUGUCUAUACAGUCACAUCACAAAAAAGUUUUGAUGUGGUGAAAAUUAUUCAUGAGAAGCUCUUGGAUACAACAGGCAAUGUCAAUGUUCCUGUGGUUCUUGUUGGCAACAAGAAGGAUCUUCACAUGGAAAGGGUUAUAUCUACAGCUGAAGGUAAAGAAUUAGCAAAUUCAUGGAAUGCAAACUUCAUUGAAUCUUCAGCAAAGCAGAAUGAGAGUGUAGUGGACAUCUUCAAGACAUUACUAGAGAUUAUCGAGAAAAAAGAUGGGGGUACACAAAAGAAGGACAGUGAAUGUGUUCUCCUGUGACUGUGUCUCAUGUAAAAAUCAUGGUCAUCUGCCAGCAAUAAAAGCUUUUCUUCAUACAGUACAGUGUACCUACGGAUGAUGAAAAGGGGAUAGCAGUUGCUAGUUAAAGAUAUGGAUGGAUCUGAAUCUUAAAAAUAUUCCUGAUUUGAAAAUGAUACAGGCAGUGAUUGGCAGUUGAUGAAAGGUUUGAAUCUGAAGUCACCAGCACACGUUUUCAGCAAUGCUGUCUUGCUGGAAACUAACACCAUUGAAAGCAAGUUUGUGUCUGUUACAAAUUCCAAAUUGCAAGACACUUCUGGUUUCGACUGGAAGUAAGAAUCAGGUGAUGUUAUGUACAUAAUGCAAAGUGAAGACCAAAAUUACUCCAUCAGUUGCCCCUAAAAGCAAGAUAAGGAAUCUUAUAGUAGAUUUUUCAAGUAAAAAACAGUCAAAGUUAAAUUGCUAGCCUGAUGAUGCCAUGGUGUAAAUAUGCACCACUCAGCAUCGAGGUCAGACUGUAUAAAGUUACGAUUUAUACACGUAUCUUAAACAGUCUAUGAGAAAAGCUGUCUAGAAUUGUAUGGAAAUAAAAGAGAAAAACAAAAAAAAGACAAAACGAAAUAAAGUGUAAUUUGAACUAUUUAAAACAGUGAUGGGUUGUGCCUGAUUACUCAGUAACAUGUUUUUUGUCUACGAGCCAGCCCUCAGUCUCCCUCUCCAUGUGACCCAAACCAAAGGUACAUGUACAGGUUUCUUUGUUCAGAGGGUCAGCAGACUCCCUUCUUUAAUUUCAUCUUCAGAAGAGCAUUUAAAGAUAGUGACAACUUGUUCUUUAUAUUACCCAUGACAAAAGUGUGUGACUGGCUGUGGUGAACAUUUUCUCUCUUCCAAAAUUUCUAAUCUGCAAAAUAUAUUAGACAUGUGAGAGGUUUUUUGCAUUGUUUUACUUAAUCUGGGUUUCAAACCUUUCAAAGUUUCUGAAUAAUCUUGAUGUUAUUAAUUAAAUCAAACAAAAGCUGGAAAGAGAAUUUUCAUUGAAGAGGAGCAGAAGAAGACUAUACAUUCCACAUUAUUAAUGGAAAUGGGUAGGUCAUGGCUGUGUGCAUUGAUGAUAGCACUGCAUAAAAAACACAGUGAUGUCCAAGGGGGCCAAGAUGAGUGCGCACUUGUGUAGAGGUGCCAAUCUUAUAAACAUGUACUUAGUAUGGACCCAUUAAAAAAGAGAUUCAUUCACAUGGAUAGUGUGAAUUAUAUCAGCACCUUUAAAUUACAGAUACUGUAAGGUUCUGUGCGCCUUAUAAAUGUUUUGAUACAUGUAUUAUUGUUACUAUAAUGUGGGUUGUCCAGACCUUGUGUGGACUAUAACUAGGCCCAUACAAGUAAACCUUCUUCCUGUAAAGCCGUUUGAGGCAUUUACACUUGUUGGUAUGUACUUCUUGUAGAGUACAAAUGUACGUGUUAACGUAUAUAAUUAUCUAAUAUCCACCUGAACGGACACAAACCUUGCAUAUUCAUGUAUGUAUGUAUGCUAGGCAUAUCGUUGACUGGAAAGCUUUGCUCGUUAUUAUAUAGGAAUAUGAAUGUGUUACUUUUUGUUUUGGAAAUAGUUGUGUUGGUUUCUGUGUGUCAUUAAUUCUAACUUCCCUGUAAUUGAUUGGCCUGUCUAUCUCUUCUUGUGUGGCAUGAUGAGUCAAACCCGUGUGUCAAAGGUUGUGAGACCCUGUGUCUAAGUGGCAGAUUCGUGUACAUGUAUAAGGGCUGUGCUCCUAAUAUACAUGGGCCAUUUUGUUUUACAUAGAUCCAAACCGCGAUCAGUGACACCAGAAUGUGCUAUGUGGGUGGAGCAAACCAGCGUCGGGAUCACUGAUCAAGAGUCAGAUCUUUGUGAAAUGAACAGGCACCAAGUAUCAGAUCUAUGCUUGGACUAAAACAGACAUUCAGUGUUAGCUCAGCCUUUCUCACCAGUGUAGGGGGUCCUGUGUGUGAAGUCUACUGGCUCACACUGAGAAACCUGAUCAUUGAUCAGUAUGAUGAUGUUGUAUGUUAAGGAUAAUCACUGAUAAUGAAUCCUAUACAAUGCCUGAAUAAAUUCCCUUUAUAUGAUUGGCGGGUCAUUGAGCAUGUGUCCUGGAAUUAUUCCUCUCUAUACAUGGCAUGACUGUACCACAAAAAUACAAGUUUUACGCCACAAGAAAUGUCUAACCUCAUCGUUGAUGAUCCCUCCAGGCAGGAAUAUACAUUUAGUCAAGCAUUGUGUAAAAUAAAGAAUGAACAGGAAAGCAGUAGAAAGAAUGAUUUCAUUUGCUGAUAAACAAUAUGUUCCCUCUUACUUGGCUUUAUCUAAAGUGCUACAUAAGUAAGUCGUAGAGGUUUCCAAUAGGUUGUUUCUUGUUUAAGUUAACUGGUGCCUUUUUUCCAGCCUACAACAACUCAACAACGGUGUUGCAGUUACUGCAGACUGUGAUUGAAGAGAAAUCAAAGGCUGUAGAUGGAAUUCCAUCUAAUCUCAGUUUGCCUCGCAGCAUCUGUUCCUUGUUGCUGCAUUUAGAGGCACUCAGAGAACCCAAACCUUUUCUCUGAGGGUCUUGUUGUGAUUUACAAGUAAGCGUUCUGUGUUUAAGAUUAAUAACAAAAAAUCACUGUCAUAUCCAUGCUGAGAUUAUCUAUCAUGACACAAAACUUUGCUGUCAUGGACUCCUUGUGAUAAGCAGAUUAAGCACCAAUGCCUCAUGAGAGUAACACUGUGCGUGAGCAUUCACAUGCGUGUGUUGUAGAGGAAGCAUGAAUGAGUUUACUGUGGAAUGCACAAACUGGAAGGGUCUUCAUGUAAAGCAGUAUGCCUGGACCUAAGCUGUCAUUUGUUCAUGUAUACAUGUACAUGUUAUUCAUACAAGUAAAACAAGUUAAGUCUGGCAGGCAUUUCUGGUACAGACUGGUAUUUUGAUCAGUUAAGACUGUAGUGUCUCCAAUCCUUCACCUGUGGGAUGAUUUAGGAUUGUUAGGUUUAAUAUAGGUUUUCCCUGUCAAUUUCAGCAAAUGAUCAGCCAGUUUAAAGUCUGUGCCAUUCUAUUUCACAAAAGUUGAAUGCAGCUGUAAAACAGUGAAUCGGUUUCAUUUUAAGACUGGCAAAAGUACUGUUACGUCAUUCAAUGUAACAAAUUAUCACCCAAGUUAACAAUUCAACCAAAGAGCAAUCUGAUGUCGCGGGCACUUUUUUAAGGUGUGUUUGGUCAUACGUUUUCAUUGUUGGGCAGGCAUUUCUAUCAUCUAAAAGAUGCACUGUCAAACGGUUCCUUUAGACUGUUAAUGGUAUAAAUACCCUUCACUUAUGGGCACAGGAGACACUUUGCUGAUGUUCUUCGAAGACAACCUUUCACUACAGUUGUAUGCUCAUUAAGUGUCUCAGGUAGAUCGGGAAAGGUUGAUUGAUGCUUUUGAGAGAAACGAGCAAGACUACCUUGAGCUUGCGGUCAAAUGAAAAUAAAACAACCAAUGUGUUCACAUUCUUUUGGAAACAGACAGAAACACAGACAAAAGUCUGUUUCAGUUUAGUUGUUGCUUUUUGUUUUGCUUUGUCUUAUUUUUGACAUUUCUUAAUCUUACAUUAAUUUGAAUAUUCAUUUUUUGAAAUUUAUUGUUUGUUUUUUGUACUAAAUUGAAAAUUAGGACAUUGGUAAAAAUCUCGAGUUGCACCAACUUUACUAAAUUGAAUGAUGAUUGUGCGUUAUGUAAAAGAACAACGCUAUUCUAAAUUGAACACACUGCUAUAAAAGGAAUCCGAAUGACUAACAAUUUGAAACACUGGUAAAACUUGAGUGGAAAAACUGAUUUAAUUCCAAUGCACUAAAAUUAAAUUGGUUCUCUUUUACCCAAAUUGACCGGGAAAACCUAUACCAAUGAUACUGUGUUUAAAGUAUUGCUAUGCUGUAUUUACUUUCAAACGGUGAAUUAAGCUAGAUGUAUCUUAUAUAGCUUGAGAGGAUAAUUUUGUGCAUUUUUAAUUUCUAAUGUGGAUGAAAAUAUUUUAAUUUCUGUAAUAACCAAAGGUAUAUGAUUUAUCCCUGAGGGAUUUAACUUUUUACACAGAUCUCAUUUGUCAUACACAUGUCAUAUUUGUUACAGUUUCUGUGCUGCUAGAAUAUCAGUGAAUCCAUUGCGAGAAUUUACUUUGUUCUUAAGACUGAUUCAAUCUUAGAACAUCUCAAAAUUGUGUGACUCCUGGUGCACAAAAUCAGUAUGCCUGUAAAUCAGUAAUUAUGCCUGGGUAAAAAAAAUGAACUUGAGAAUUUCAUUUGACCUUGAUGUAAUUGUGUAGAAGUGGGUUCUGGAUUUAGUCACUAGUUCCUGUAUCCAUUACAGAGCAAAGUGACUACUUAUUAAUAAAAUGCUUUUUAUGUCCUCUUGACAAUUAAGAAAAUUGACCCCAGGAAUAUGAUGUAGGUUUGUUUAUUGCAAGAAGGAGAGACUCAGGUUUCUUUCCUUUACUUUUGCUGGAAAUUUAUAUGAAGAUGAUUCAAUCAUUUUUUUUAAGUACCCAAUCUCAGGGAUUAUGAAUGCAACAUAUUUUCGUGAUAUUUAUUAAUUUGGGUACAUGUAUGUAGCUCUGCUUUUGUGCACAUCUUAAUCAACUCAACUGGGAAGAAAUGGAAAUGCAUUUACAGCAAAGACGUCCUCUGAGAAAUAGUACGUAGUAAAAACUCUGCACCAAUGGCUAUUUUAAAACUGUAAAAAAUGAGAGACCAGAACCAAGGGAAUGCAUGUGAAUCUGCUGGCAUUGACCAUAAGGGUGUACCAAAAUGCAUAUGACUUCUGAGUGUCAAGGCUGGUGACUGAUAACUAUCUUUUCUUCCAUAUCUUUGUGGAGGGAUUUCAUUACAUUGGAAUCACUGCUCAUUUGACUAUUAUUAUUGGUUUGAGGUAGCAAGGUACAUGUAGAAUGUACGUUGGUUCCAGAUGACAGAUCUUGUUCUAUAUCUAGGACUGAAUUGGACCUGAUUACAUUCCACUUGCACCCCUUGGUUUUCAUGUUAUGAUGUUAUGUUAUCUCUCACGCUCUCUUGAAUGUAAUUUCUUUGAAUGGAAUGGACUACCCUCUUUAAAAUAACAGUAAAUACGUUGGGUAAAGGCUUACUUUGGCCUCUUACUUUGUACCUUUGUUAUUGUAUGGAACCUUACAGCUGUGGUUUUUUCUAUUUCCUCCAAAAGAGGAGUUUGUGGAUUGUUUGCCAGAGCCAUUAUUCAAAACUGUGUAUGACCCAUCCAUGUAAAUUCUCAAUUUCUGCUCAGUGCAAGACUGGGUUUUGAUACAGAAUAAAUCUAUGCACUGAUUAUGUCAUGCCCUACAUGUAUGGUUACCUGUAGAGUUUGAACUAUUUAUUCCCUCCUGGCUCCCAUUAGAAAUAAUGUGUAAUAAAGCAAAGCAUGACAUACUGCAGGGUCUAGAGGAAUGUAUUGGUUUACUACAUUUGGGUGGAUUUGGGAGAUUUUGCAGCGAGAUGGCCAACAAUAGGGCAACAAUUUCACAAAUUAUAAUUAGUCUCAGAGGUUAAAUGUUGAUCUUUCAGCAUUUACAAAUAUUAUUUAUUGUAAAAAGAGUUUCGAAUGAUCCAUAAUCAAAUUAUCCACAGCAUUGUUCUGGUUAUUAAAUUAUGUUCCCACAGAUUGACCUCAUCCGUGUAGGGUCAGUGGUUCUACCAAUUUAAGUUCUUGAAGGUGUUUCUGCAAGUGAAGAUAUAACAUUCAUUGUUAUUCAGAGUUUGUCACAAGAUGGGCCCCCAAAAUGAGAUGCAUUGAUUGCAUUGCUAAUAAAAUCAAGUCAAGAGUUUUGCAGUUAUUACAAUGGCGCAUGUAUGAGAUACAUAAAUUGGUACUCCGAGCUGUAUGUUUAUCUCCCAGGAGAGUGUUGACCAAAUUGUGAGGUAUAUGGACUAUUUCCAAGCUUCUUUCAUUUGGAUUGCUUUACAUGUAUUAUAAUUGCAAAUGCUAGUUUCUAAUUGUAAAUGCUUAAAAUGGUUUUGGAGCAAACCAUUUUAGAGUGUGUGCUGUAGUUUAAAAAAAUAAAGUAUGAUUUUGGUGAAUGUUAUUACAGGUUUAAAAUAACAUUCAUCUUCUUCCAGAUUGCUGCUGUAUGCUAAGAGUCUUUUAUCUAGACUGUUCAUGAAAAUUUGUACAAUUCCAUGAGAAACCAUUCUCAUACAUUAUCAAGCCACCUUUUACUUUAGUUACUGUGUCUGAUUUUCAACAAGCCAACUAAAACCAUGUAAUGUCCAUGUGUUGGGGGAAUCUCUUUUGAAAACACGAUUUACUGAAAUGAGAUUGAACAAGAUACUUCAGAGCUAUUGUAGGUGUAUGAUUGGAAUUUGCUAGUGCAUAUUUUUUGCAGCUAUUGCUAAUCACAAGAAAAAGAUAACAUUUUGAUGGGGAGCAAUAAUUUAGGGGUGAUAUUACAACUUAGUAAAACUCAUGGUUUCUGUAGUGCAGAGUGGGAUCCACAUGUAAUUACUGGUAUACAGUACAGCCAAACAAAAUCUCUACCUCUUUGUGAAGCAUGUGUAGUUGUGAAUUGAAAAUGAAUGUCAUAAAUGUACUACUUUUUCAUUUGCAAAUGUUGGCAUGUAUGCUACUGCUUUCCUUUAGAGCAGUGGGACGUUUAAUAUUUGUUGUACCUUAAUAGUACGCCUCCUUAAUUUUGUGCCCCCCCCCCAAAAAAAAAUUUUGGAGGAAUUCAGUGAAUGAAUCGCUCAAAAAUAGAUGGUGAAGGUCUUAAGUAGUAUUAGUUGUUUGGCUGUACAUAUGCCUUAAUACUUGUUUUCACAACAUAAAUAUUCCAGCUGAGCACUUGUACAGUUUAAUGCAUUAUUCUGUAACAAAAGAUAUAUAUAAACCGUUGACUUCUUUGAUAAGAUUCUGAAUGUGUUUAUUGUGAUCGCAGUAUUUUCUCUGGUCGAUUAAAAUGAUGUGGAUUUGACCUCGAAGCCUGUGGAACUGACAAGUUCACACAGUUCUUACUACAAGACUCUCAACUUUACAUUUAAAGUUGCAGAAUAGAAAUACUUGCACAUCGAACAGAAUAUUUGAUUUUACACAACAUGAUGCCAUGGUUUCAAUGACAGUGGCGACGCAGCGCUGAGAAUUAACAAGCUGGAACCUGACACAAAAUCCAAGGUUUCAGAAAUGGCUUCUGUGCUGUUACUCCCAUCUUUUUGUAAUCAGUCAGUAAAUGCUGGGCUAGUUAUUUUGAUAAAUGCAAAUGAAGAGGCCUAAAUUAUCAGCAGGUGAUCAUCGUUGUGCAUCGUCCUUUUUAUGAAAUGCUUAACUUCCACUUAGAUUCAAACCUUGACCCUCUCAACUGGUCAAAAAUAAAAACUGGUUAAAUACAUGUAUGUGCUUCAGCUCAGUCAUUGGUCACACCUACUAUGUAUACGUUAGUAUAGAUAUUUAAUAGGCUACCUUAUUUUGAAUGUCUUCCGGUUGCCUCCAGUCGUUAUACGUUUUUUUUUUAAUGAAUUUAGCUACUGAGAGGUGAUUCGCGUAUUAGUGAACACAGUUGUGAGUGGUUAGCAAUAUUAAAAAUGUAGACAAGACAGUAAA
Acanthaster planci (crown-of-thorns starfish) is the source of this 8453-nucleotide messenger RNA. RefSeq names its product Ras homolog, mTORC1 binding (gene rheb). Gene Ontology annotation, molecular function: GTP binding; GTPase activity. Gene Ontology annotation, cellular component: membrane. The record is from RefSeq and is a predicted model, not a curated record. Gene Ontology annotation, biological process: signal transduction. Lineage: Eukaryota; Metazoa; Echinodermata; Asteroidea; Valvatida; Acanthasteridae.